Python bivittatus (Burmese python) is the source of this 2446-nucleotide messenger RNA. Lineage: Eukaryota; Metazoa; Chordata; Lepidosauria; Squamata; Pythonidae. The record is from RefSeq and is a predicted model, not a curated record.
CCUUCUUUCCUCCCUCAUUUCCCCCUUUCCUUCCUUGCAGGGCAUUUGUUCGCCACCCUUUUGGCGCGGAAAGGAUGUCCCGCAUCCCUUUGGGAAAAGUCCUCUUGCGGAAUGUCAUUCGCCACACGGACGCGCACAACAAGAUUCAGGAAGAGUCAGAAAUGUGGAAGAUACGGGAGAUGGAAAAGCAGAGCCAAGAGAUACACGAGAGGACUCUUCCGAAUAGUUCCAGCCGGAUGCGUAGCGAUGGGUUUGAUGAGGAGAGCCAGCAGGCCACCUGGAGGGCAAGGAACGUGCCGGUUAUGGCAGUGACCAUUGAAGAUGACCUUCGCCACGCCCGGUACUGGAACAAGAAACUCUACGAAUGCGAAGCCAACAUGCCAGACAGAUGGGGCCACAGUGGCUAUAAAGAGUUGUAUCCAGAAGAAUUUGAUACAGACAGUGACCAGGAGCCAGAUGAACAAAACUCUGUGAAUGGGAAAAGAAAAACUCAGUCAGACAAACAGUCUUCUGUGAAGCUGCAUAAAAGGAAAAAGGCCAAAAAGUCGCACAAGAAGAAGCAGAAAAAGAAAUCUCACAAGAAGAAAAAGAAGAGGAGACGAGAGCCACUAAGCACGGUGGCAGGUUCUUCCCAGGAGUCUGAAUGUUCGGAGGGAGAGCCCACCAAGGGGAGGAAGCAGCGCCACACAAAGGGCAAGAAGGCGUCAGCCGAGCCUCCCGCCUCCUCCCUGGGGCCAGGCAGCGGCUCUAGCAAAGUUAGCAGCUGCUGCUCCAGCCAUUCCAGGGACAGUGACUCAGAGAAGGAGCCGGCAAAGAAGAGGAGGAAACGUCACGCUUCCCUGUCCGAAAGAGCGGGGGAAAGGGCGCCGGAGAAGCGCAGCAAGAGGAAGAACUGGAAAGUGGCGGCUGAUGAGAAUUCCGAGGACAGCUCAGAGGAGGAUUAGGACCAAGCACGGGGCAGGCUGAUUGGCUCUGAGACAGAGCUUUCCUCCAGACACAGCCCUGCUUGGAACGAACUUGGAUUUGGUUCCACCGGCAGGGGCGGGGGGUCAUUUUGGUUUCCCACGGGCCAGAAAACAGAGGCUUAGAUUCCUUUGGCCCGCCCCGGAUUCCACCCGGACAGUCCUUUUGUUCACAUCAGGAUGAACCUUUCAAUUGCAAAGUUCUGCUCUUGAAGAUGGCAGGAACAGUGGAUGAUUUCGGCUCCACUUUUCCUUUAAAAAACACCUGGAAUUUAUUUUUUAAUUGCUAAGAUCUACAGUUGAAUUGCAAUAAAGCAUGAGGGAGGGAGGUGAGAUGUCCCCCAAGCAGGCAGGCAGAUAUUGCUCUCUGAUUUGAACGUGUCCUCUCCUGUAGAGAGCUACAUGGUAAGGGACAGACUGGUUCAGAGAAAACCACACACCCCACUGUAACGGACUAGUCAUCUUGUGAAGAAAUGGAGACUACUGCCUCUCCAUACCUGGAAGAAUGCUGGUCAUCCUAUCCAUUAACUUGCCAUUGUUACUAGAUCAUGGUCUCCAAGCAUCCCUCCUUGUUUUGGCUGGAUGAGUCCUCUUCUUAAAUUAUCUCUUGCUGCAAGAAGUUAAUGCCAGAGAAAACGGAGCGAAGGCAGAGGGCUCGGCUUCUUGUAGCCAUUGCUUAUGCAGUGAAUAGGAUGAGCAGCGGGAGAGGAACUAUUAUCUUUUGUGUGCAGUAUCACUAGAUUAACAUUUAAGAUACAGAAUUGCAGCCUUAAAGAGUUAUGUUGUGGGUUGGAUUUUUUUUUUUUUUUUGCAAAGCUCUUCAUGGCUCUCUAAUGCCUGUUAGGUGGCCAUAAGAGGGCCGUGGAAGGACUCACUAAAGUACACUCCCAGCGUGUAGCCCAAAUCACACCUGCUUCCUACCUCCCCAGAUACUGCUGUGAAUUGCAGUUCUGCAAAAGAGACGGGGCUCCCUGGCAGAGUCCAAAGCUUCCUUAACACACUGUACUUCACAAAAUAUGGGGGAAGCCAUGCACUUCACAAAGUAAGAAAUUUGCUAUAUAAUGCCUUUACUCAUCAAAAAGUAUGCUAAGCAGGACUGUUGAAAACCUACCGCAGAACUGUUCCCUGUUGCUGCCCAUCCCUAUUUUUCCUUCAAAGUGUCAUAAAAUACUUCAACAUUCUGCCAGAGCUUUGUUUUUAACAUUUUUUUUUCCUGGUCUCCCCAAACAAAAUUGUCCAUCAAAUGGCCAUGAAAUGAUCCUGUUCUAAAGGUUAGAAUGACAUGCUUUUGGGGUUUUUUUUUGUCCUUUAUGGCACAGGGAUAUAAAAUGUAUUUUUGGAAAUAAUUUGUUGCUAUGAGAAGCAAAGCCAUUGAAGUUAUUUCUAUGAAAAUCAAAAAACCUAUUUUUUUAUACAUGAAAAAUACUGGCAUGAAUCAGUUUAAAUGGCCUGCAAGAAUAAACAAUGUUGAUUUUAGCCAAAAA